AUGCCUCCCCGCGCCUCAACAAGCGCCCCCAGCCUCGCAUUCAACGUCGCACCCGAACAAUCUCAGCUGCGCGCACAACCUUCGAACCCCGCUGCAUCGCGAGGGAGGGUCGUCGCGAAGCCACGGUUUCAGAAGAUGAGCGGGCAGAGUAAGCGCGAUGGGAGCUUCGAUGAGGACGAAGAUGAGGGCGAGGAGGAUGUCGAAGUUGAUGCGGAGCAGGAGGAAGACGAGGAUGACGGAGAGGGAGAAGACGAUACGCUUCCUGCGCAGGGGAAGCGCAAGGGCAAAGCACCCGCUGCUCAGGCUCGCAAACCGCGCUUUCCGAAUAAGCGCAACACGCAGAGUGUCGGGAGGAGGAAGAUCAAGAUUGAUUACAUCCAGGACAAGGCGAGGAGGCAUGUCACGUUCACGAAGCGCAAGUCGGGGUUGAUGAAGAAGGCCUACGAACUGUCGACGCUGACCGGCACCGACUGCUUCGUGCUCGUCGUCUCGGAAUCCGGCGCCGUCUACACCUUCUCCACUACCGCUCUCAGCGGCAUCACCGACCACCCACGCGGCAAAGAAGUGCUCGAAGCCGUCUUGCGCGGCGAGCUGCGCGGAGACGCCGCGGACGACGCGCCUGUCGCGUCUGGGUCUGGAUCGAAUGUCCAGCAGGCGUCGUACGAACCGCCUUCGACAUCCGCUGCCCCAGCCGAGCAGAACGAGCAUCCGCAUGACCCUCUGCACGACAUCAUGCUGCCGCACUUUGAACUCGACCCGGCCCUGAGCGGACUCGACCUCCCCGUCCCGCCUAUGAUGGGCGACUCGUCCUCGCACUUCCCCUCCUCCUCUUCCGCUCUUCACCCUGGACUCUUCUCGGGCUUUGAUCUCGGCGGGCACUCGUCCUCAAUUUUCUUGCACCUCCCGCCUACCACGACCGCCUCGACUAGCUCCGCCCCUCUCCCCCUUCCACCACUCGACUUCGCCGCCCCGCUCACCUCGACAUCCUCCUCCGCCUCCCUCUUCUCCGCCACGACCGCAACCGCCGCCCCUCCAACUGCCGCCGCCUCGCCCCCAACCAGCACCUCCUCCUCCCUGACGCCCUACGAACUCGCCCGCCUCUCGCACGCCGCCGCUUUCGCAUCGUACCAAGCGACCGUCCCUUUUGACCGUGCUCCGUCGUACGUUCUUGGGAAUGCGGGGUUGGGACAGUCCGUGAAGGAGGCGUUGAAGCCGCUUGAGAAGGGCGAGGAGCCGCCUGCUGCUGAAGAAGCUUUGAGGGCGCUUCGAGACGAAGGUUCGCCACACGAGGGGGCGGAGGGGAAGAAGGGCAGUGGAUCGUUGAAGAGGAAACAUGGCGCAUCGGAUUUCGGAGAAGAAGCUUGGGCGUUGGUGAAGAAAGUCAAGGAGCGGGCGUCGACGAGUGGAGGAGUUGGCUCGCUUGGCAUCCAGAGUGGGUUCUUCGCGGCGCCUUCGCCCGCUGGUCAGGCUGGAGUGGGGUCGGGUAGCUCACCCGGGGAGUCGGUGAGCGGGUUGGAGGCGAUCAGGUGGGCGGCGAGGUCGACGACUAACAGUCCUGCCGGGGCGUUCGGGGCGUCGAACUCGCCUGCAGCGGGUGGUGGAGCUGCAGGGACGCCGAGAGUGGGUUUGGCAGAGGACGAAGCGGCGGGUGAGGAGGUCAGUAGUGGAGAGGGCGUGCAGGAGAGGAAGGCGAGGUGGAAGUUGGCCGCUGCGGAGGUGUUGCAGGAAGCGAAGCGGACUCGCACCGUCUCAACCAUCCUCCGCGCGUACUGCUACUCCCUCUACGCGACCUCCCCACUCCCUCCCCCAUUUGACCCCUCCGCACCGCUCUACUCCCUCUCAGAAGCGAUCGAAGGACUGCACUGGGCGUCUUUCGCGCGGAUGUGCGAGAAGGCGCGUGUGGAGGACGUGGGUGAACUGGCUUUGGCGGCGGAGGAAUGGUUGGGGAGGUGGUUGCCUCGGGAAUUCUCCAACCGCGUCCCCGCCGCAUUCCUCCGCUCCGCCCUCGCCGCCGCCCGAGCCAUCUUCCUCCCCUUCACCGACUUCCUCGAAGCGCACGCCCUUGCACCCGACAGCGUCUGCAUGCGGCUUGUCAGUCCCGUGCCUGCCACGGACGAGACGGGCGGAUUCACGGAGGAGAGGCAAAGGGAGUUGUAUGCUAGUGAAGGGGAUGAGGGAGGGGGAGAGACGGAGGAGGGCAGGGAAGGAGCGGGAGGAGGAGCGGUGGAAGAGGCUGGAGCGUGA
Molecule: messenger RNA, 2244 nt
Organism: Rhodotorula toruloides NP11
Lineage: Eukaryota; Fungi; Basidiomycota; Microbotryomycetes; Sporidiobolales; Sporidiobolaceae
Product: MADS-box transcription factor
Exons: 4
Coding region: 1-2244 (747 amino acids)
Biological process (GO): positive regulation of transcription by RNA polymerase II
Molecular function (GO): RNA polymerase II cis-regulatory region sequence-specific DNA binding; protein dimerization activity; DNA-binding transcription factor activity, RNA polymerase II-specific
Source: RefSeq, a predicted model, not a curated record